This is a messenger RNA of Ylistrum balloti, 354 nucleotides long. RefSeq lists its product as uncharacterized. The transcript is spliced from 4 exons. The record is from RefSeq and is a predicted model, not a curated record. The annotation marks the transcript as partial. Lineage: Eukaryota; Metazoa; Mollusca; Bivalvia; Pectinida; Pectinidae.
AUGGAGUAUGUCCUAUAUACGUCUUUCAUAACUCAUAUUGACGUGUCUGUCCUACAUACGUCCUUCAUAACUCAAUCUAACGAGUGUGUCCUAUAUACGUCCUUCAUAACUCAAUCUAAUGAGUAUGUUCUAUAUACGUCCAUCUAUGUCCUAUAUACGUCUUUCAUAACUCAUAUUGACGUGUCUGUCCUACAUACGUCCUUCAUAACUCAAUCUAACGAGUCUGUCCUAUAUACGUCCUUCAUAACUCAAUCUUCUGUCCUACAUACGUCCUUCAUAACUCAAUCUAACGAGUCUGUCCUAUAUACGUCCUUCAUAACUCAAUCUAAUGAGUAUGUUCUAUAUACGUCCAUC